GCAACAAGUAAGCUAACUACUAAGACGCGGUGGAGGUACAGGGACUCAGGAUCCUCUUUCCCUCUUGUUCCAGUCCCUCCGCUCUUCCUUCUGAGUUCCCAGGGUGUUUUAGCGAAUAGGAAAUAGAUAUCGACGUUAACGGACCCCGACCCCGGUCUCGGUCUGGAAGAUGGAUGGCGAGCAUUAUAAUAGUAUGCUGGUAACAAGCACCCUCGAGUACAGUAUUCGACUCGUGAAUCUACAUCUGUUCAGUAAUCAGCGGUUCAGCAAUGGCCGCGGUCAAUUUCGCUGUAGAACACGUAGAAACGGCUAUCCAUGGUGCACUCUACCACCAUGUACACAACGUGUAUCGCCUGUGCGACCGAAUGCUUUGAAUGUUCUGUACAUUUUUUCCCAAAUCAAGCUAUCGAGGAACCGGAACGCUUCCUUAGGCGCGCUACGAAGCUUCGUUGUGGAUCUUUCCGAAGGCAAAAUAAGCGCCGCGCGUUCACACCAAAUAUAAGAACGCAUAACAGGCUCCAUCUUGACCCCCACCACCACCACCACCACCCAGAUGUCGAACUUUUUGAGACGAGCCACACGUCGGGGCACCACCAACGGGA
Messenger RNA from Guyanagaster necrorhizus, 602 nucleotides. RefSeq lists its product as uncharacterized. NCBI's taxonomy places the organism in Eukaryota, Fungi, Basidiomycota, Agaricomycetes, Agaricales, Physalacriaceae. The record is from RefSeq and is a predicted model, not a curated record. The transcript is spliced from 4 exons. Bases 170 to 502 code for a protein of 110 amino acids.